AUGGAAAAAGAUGCCUACAUGCAUAUAAAUAAAAAUAAACAGGCAGAAGUCUUGGGCCGGUCCACACGGGAGGCGCAUGGAUUGUAUGAAGGCGGUUCCAAUCUCCCAACUUUCUUCCGUGUUGGUGCCUCCGCCUCCGCUCGGGACGCGGACUGCGCCGAUCUCUCCGCCUCGCAGGCGAACCUCCUCGCCCGCCCCCACUGCAUCGGCGGCGGCGUGGAGGAGGAGGAGGCCGAGGUGUUCAGCACGCCGCCUCUCACACAGCAGGACCCGCAGAGGCAGUGCCAAAGCCAGCGAGGUCAGGCGGGGGAGGGGGAGGACAGCAUCGCCAUGUGCUCCAUGCCCUUCACCCAGACCCAGCCUUCCUCCUCUUCUUCCGCUUCCUCGGAUAGCCGGGAGCGGAAGCCUAGGGUCUGCAUGAGGAAGGUGAGAGCCGGCGCCAAGAUCUGGACUCCGACUCUGCCUCCGACUCAGACUCCGAGCCCCAGCCCCGAACUCGGCCCUCUCGUCAGGAUCGUGCUCAUGAUCCCCACGGCUCCUCUUCCAACCACCGGUCAUGAGGAUAUCCUCGAGCUUGCUCGCAGCCGCGGCAUCUUCCGAGUUGCCUAUGUCAUGCUGACUAAGUAG
Molecule: messenger RNA, 627 nt
Organism: Miscanthus lutarioriparius
Lineage: Eukaryota; Viridiplantae; Streptophyta; Magnoliopsida; Poales; Poaceae
Source: the annotation of a GenBank genome assembly